CUUUUAAACCACAUGUCGAAGCAGAAACGUCAACGGCUAAGCAGCAAUCAUGGAAAAGGAAAAUGCUUCUGUUCAGAAGUGUCUGAAAUCAUUGCGCAGCGCUAAGUCCGAUAACGAAAAGUUUGCUGCUAUGAUGUUUGUGAGCAAACUGCUGAAGGCUGAUGAUUGUGACUCUGAUGUCAGAAGGGAGAUGGCAGAGGCAAUUGGAUUUGACUUUCUGAGUCGUCUGUUGAAGACAGAGUCAUCACCAGAAGGCUGCCCCAGAUCUAUGUCGUCUCUGGCUCUCAGUGUACUCUCAGCAUUCUCACAGGAUGAAGAUGUGGAAUCCCCAAAACCCUGGCUUCCAGAGUUAGCUAAAACCUUCAGAGAGAUCUUACAGAGUAAAAUUGAUGAAAAGCAGCGAGAGCCCACACUCCAUCUUGUGGCAGACUUGGUUACCAGGUUGGGUUUGACGAGUUUAUUACCUCCUCACACAGAAGAUUGCAAACUUUUACUGCUAGUCAUUCACCUGGUGGCAGUAGAGGUUAGGAUGAUUGUGGAAGUAGAAGACUUUGAUCAGGUAUCCAGUAAGGAGAAUUUACUGUCGUCGUGUUUCACCAUCCUGGAGCAGACUAUCAGCUUCCUGGCAGAGGAAUCAGCCCUACCGCUGGAGUCUAAACAAGUCCAGCAACUCCAUGCAGCACUUACGGGUGCAUUUAAUGGCGUUCUCUUUUUUCUGUCAUUUGUGGCUAGAGAAUGCCCGGAUAAGAUGCUUGAGUUUGUUGUGAUUGGCUGUGUACGUGUUCUUGGAUCAUGGUUGGCUGAAGAAACAGCUGCCCUGAGGGAGGAAGUGUAUGAAGCCUUGCCCUUUCUUCUGAAAAUAAGCAAAGCAACAUUCCCAUCAUUAAAAGAGACAGAUUCAGGUGAUGGGCAGGUGUGCACAUUACAAUUCCUCUUGCCGGGCCUGUGUCACCUGACUGCGGAGGACCAGUCAAGGACCAUUCUGCUGCAGGAGCAGGUACAUGUCCUCUUAGCUCAGUACUUCUCUCACCUGUGGACAGAAUUCAUGUGUCAUCAAAGAUCACAGACGCAGAUUGCCUUGCGGACUCUGUGUGGUGUUUUGUUGAACUUGUCUGUGUUGGAGACGGAUCUUGUUAAGUCACACCCAGUCUUCACGGAGCUGAUGUCACUACUGUGUGGCUGUAUUACAGUAUUAGUUGACUCCUCCCACACUGUUCUGUUAGCCAAUCAAAUAACAUUAGGAUUGAUGAUUGGCAGGCAUCCUCAGGUCAUGCAAGGUAGGAAUUCAUUACUGUUUAAAAAUUGA
This is a messenger RNA of Liolophura sinensis, 1306 nucleotides long. RefSeq names its product neurochondrin-like. Gene Ontology annotation, biological process: regulation of neuronal synaptic plasticity; neuron projection development. Gene Ontology annotation, cellular component: dendrite. The record is from RefSeq and is a predicted model, not a curated record. NCBI's taxonomy places the organism in Eukaryota, Metazoa, Mollusca, Polyplacophora, Chitonida, Chitonidae.